AUGGCUUCCCUCCACCCGGCGCCCAAUAUGGUGCCUGGCAAUGUGACCUUGCCGCCAAACUUGACACAGCAAAAUGUCCAAGAGGUAGUGCAGAAAUACAAGCAGAUGCAAGAGCAAGGCGUCCGCGCCGAUGACCCGGAGUUCCAAAAAGCUCAUCAACUCCUGUCGAUGAUCCAACGCCAGCAGGCUUUCUCCAAGCAGCAGCGCAUGGCUCAACAACAGCAACAGCAAGGGCAACAACAUCGCCCUCCACAGCAGACCAACGGUAACAUUAAUGCUGAUGCUAUCGCUGCCAAUGGUGCGCAUGGUGAGCCUUCCCUCAAUGACUUGACGACAGCUGCCGGCUGUCCUCCCACCAAUCAACCCAGUCCAACCAAAUCCUCGGAACUAACCUGUUUUCCAACAGCCCGAACGGCCUCGGCCUCCUCAGCGAACACCCCUAAUGCCCCCGCAGGAUCGGUACAGGCCAACAAGAAUGCGCCUGGAUCAGGAGGUUACUUCUCACCAGAGCAAUUGGCCACCUUGCGAAAUCAGAUUUUGGCUUUCAAGAUGUUGUCCAAAAACCUUGCCAUCCCACCACGCGUCCAGGAGCAACUGUUCCACAAGAAGGUUCAAACGCCUACUCCCACAGAAACCGUUGCCAGCGCCGAAAGAGUGAUCGAAGCUACGAAUGAUGGCCCGGGUAGCCAGGCACCGGAAAAUGUCGACUCUCCAGUGAUGACUCGGGAAUGGUACGAGAACUUCACCUCGCCGUACGACUCGCUGUCCAGCAACAUCAGCUACACAGAUCACGCCAAACGCGCCAAUCGGGUGCGCAUUCCAGCCCUUCUGCCUCCUGGUAUCGACUGGGAGCAGAUUCGGGAGGAUCGUGAGGUCUCAGUGUACAACAAAAUCGCCGCCCGCAAAGCAGAGCUUGCUCAGCUACCUGCCAACCUCGGCUCGUGGGACACCAGCAAGAGCGACACACCCACAUACGAUGAUUCGCUGAAGCUGAAGGCCUUGAUUGAGUGGAAGUCUUUGCAUCUCCUUCAGAAACAGCGACAGUACCGCAAGCAACACCAGAAUGAGAUGUUCCACUAUAGCAACCUCGGAAUGACCGCCAACCGAUCCAGCCAUCGUCGCAUGAAGAAGCAGUCUCUGCGCGAGGCCCGCAUCACCGAGAAGCUCGAGAAGCAACAGCGUGAUGCCCGCGAAUCGCGCGAGAAGAAGAAGCAAUUCGAUCAGAUCCAGGCUAUCCUCAACCACAGCGUGGAUCUCGCUAACGCCUCUGGACAACAACGCGCCCGCUCUCAGAAGCUCGGUCGCAUGAUGAUCUCUCACCACCAGCACAUGGAGCGCGAAGAGCAGAAGCGCGUGGAACGAACUGCUAAGCAGCGUCUCCAGGCUUUGAAGGCCAACGAUGAGGAGACUUAUCUCAAGCUUCUCGGACAAGCCAAGGAUUCUCGUAUCUCUCACUUGCUCAAGCAGACUGAUAACUUCUUGAAGCAACUUGCUGCCUCUGUCAAGGAGCAGCAACGUAGCUUGGCCAACCGUUACGGUGACGAGGCCGUUCCUGAUGACGAGUCAGAUCAAGAGCUUGCCGAUAGCGAGAACGAAGAUGACGACACCGCUGCCAAUGGAAAGAAGAAGGUCGACUACUAUGCUGUUGCUCAUCGUAUCCAAGAGGAGGUCACCACACAACCCACUAUGCUCAAGGGCGGUACUCUCAAGGAGUACCAGAUCAAGGGUUUGCAAUGGAUGAUUUCCCUGUACAACAACAACCUGAACGGUAUCUUGGCCGACGAGAUGGGUCUCGGAAAGACAAUUCAGACUAUCAGUUUGAUUACCCACAUCAUCGAGAAGAAGAAGAACAAUGGACCCUUCUUGGUCAUUGUUCCACUCUCCACGCUCACUAACUGGAACAACGAAUUCGAGAAGUGGGCGCCUGAUGUGGCCAAGGUUGUGUACAAGGGUCCUCCCAACGCCCGAAAGCAGCAACAACAGCAAAUUCGCUGGGGUCAAUUCCAGGUCCUCCUCACCACCUAUGAGUACAUCAUCAAGGAUCGUCCCAUUCUGAGCAAGAUCAAGUGGACCCACAUGAUUGUUGACGAAGGUCACCGCAUGAAGAACGCUCAAUCCAAGCUUAGCAGCACCCUCUCAACAUACUACACCACUCGCUAUCGAAUCAUUCUGACUGGCACUCCCUUGCAAAACAACCUCCCUGAGCUUUGGGCUCUUCUCAACUUCGUUCUUCCCAACAUCUUCAAAUCCGUGAAGUCGUUCGAUGAAUGGUUUAAUACGCCAUUCGCCAACACCGGUGGUCAGGAUCGCAUGGACUUGAGCGAAGAAGAGCAGCUGCUUGUCAUUCGUCGUCUCCACAAGGUUCUUCGUCCCUUCCUGCUCCGUCGUCUGAAGAAGGAUGUCGAGAAGGAUCUUCCCGACAAGCAGGAGCGUGUCAUCAAGUGUCGAUUCUCUGCCUUGCAAGCCAAGCUGUACAAGCAACUUGUCACCCACAACAAGAUGGCUGUCAGCGACGGCAAGGGUGGAAAGACUGGUAUGCGUGGUCUCAGCAACAUGCUUAUGCAGCUGCGAAAGCUGUGCAACCAUCCUUUCGUCUUCGAGCCUGUUGAAGACCAGAUGAACCCCACUCGCAUGUCUAACGACCUUCUGUGGCGAACAGCUGGAAAGUUCGAGCUUCUCGAUCGAAUCCUCCCCAAGUUCCGCGCUACCGGCCACAGAGUCUUGAUGUUCUUCCAGAUGACCCAGAUCAUGAACAUCAUGGAGGAUUUCCUCCGUCUGCGAGGGUUGAAGUAUCUGCGUCUCGAUGGUUCUACCAAGUCUGAUGACCGAUCGGACCUGUUGAGACAGUUCAACGAACCUGGCUCUGAGUACUUCUGUUUCUUGCUCUCCACCCGUGCUGGUGGUCUCGGUCUGAACUUGCAGACUGCAGAUACUGUCAUCAUCUACGACUCUGACUGGAACCCUCACCAAGAUUUGCAAGCGCAGGAUCGUGCCCAUCGUAUCGGACAGAAGAACGAGGUCCGUAUUCUUCGUUUGAUCAGUUCCAACUCAGUUGAGGAGAAGAUUCUCGAGCGUGCCCAAUUCAAGUUGGACAUGGAUGGCAAGGUUAUUCAAGCCGGAAAGUUCGACAACAAGUCCACAAACGAGGAACGAGAUGCACUUCUGAGAACUCUCCUGGAUACCGCGGAGGCAGCAGAGAACAUCGGCGAUGACGACGAAAUGGACGACGACGAAAUGAACGAAAUUAUGGCCCGUUCCGAAGAGGAAAUUCCUAUCUUCCAGGAGGUCGACAGGCAGCGACUGGCUACAGAUCAAUAUGGUCCUGGUCACCGCUACCCUCGACUCAUGUGCGAGCAGGAGCUUCCUGAUAUCUACAUGCAAGAGGACAACCCUGUCACCGAAGAAAUCGAGGUCGAGGUUACUGGCCGCGGUGCUCGUGAGCGCAAGAUCACCAAAUACGAUGACGGUCUUACCGAAGAGCAAUGGUUGAUGGCAGUCGAUGCUGAUGAUGACACCAUCGAAGAGGCCAUUGCACGCAAGGAAGCUCGUGUCGAACGCCGCAAGUCCAACAAGAACGGUCGGGAUGGCGAUGAGUCUUCUCCAGAGCCAGAGCCUUCCAUCAUCGAUGAUGACGAAACUCCACAAAAGCAAAAGCGCCGUCGUGGUCCUCCUCCCAAGCGCAAGGCGGAAGAAGUUAUGGAAGAGACUCCGCAGCCCAAGCGCAAGAGAGGUCGUCAGCCUAAGGUGCCCGAUACCCUCAACCCAACCGACCGUGCCAACUUGAAUCGCAUUCUCGAAACCACCAUUCAAUCGUUGAUUGACAUGGAAGUCGAAGUUCCUCCCGAGGGAUCUGAUAGCGAGGAGGGUCCCAUGGUCCGCGCCAUCAUCGACCCCUUCAUGAAGCCUCCGCCACGCUCCUACUACCCCGAUUACUACAUGAUCAUCCAGAACCCCAUCGCCAUAGACAACAUUCAAAAGAAGAUCAAGCGUUCCGAUUAUCAGAAUGUGAAGUCGUUCCGUGACGACAUCCACCUGCUUUGCCAGAAUGCCCGCACUUAUAACGAAGAUGGCAGUGUCCUUUUCCAGGAUGCCAAUGAUAUCGAAAACAAGUGCCUGUCAGAGCUUCGCAGACUGACCGAGCCCCACCCCGAACUCGGUGGCUUUGAAGAGCAGUCCACAGCCGGCGAUGCCUCAACUGAGUUCGCCUCAGGUGCCGACACCCCCUUGACCGGUCAACCCAAGCUGAAGCUCACCUUCAACAACCCCAACCGGGACAGCCCGAGCACCGGCAGCGGAGCCGAUUUCGGUUUCGACUAA
This is a messenger RNA of Penicillium brevicompactum, 4317 nucleotides long. Its product is annotated as putative RSC complex subunit (Sth1). Gene Ontology annotation, cellular component: nucleus. Gene Ontology annotation, molecular function: ATP binding; DNA binding; histone binding. NCBI's taxonomy places the organism in Eukaryota, Fungi, Ascomycota, Eurotiomycetes, Eurotiales, Aspergillaceae. The record is from RefSeq and is a predicted model, not a curated record. Gene Ontology annotation, biological process: positive regulation of transcription by RNA polymerase II. The transcript has 3 exons. Bases 1 to 4317 code for a protein of 1438 amino acids.